Diaporthe citri is the source of this 762-nucleotide messenger RNA. RefSeq lists its product as uncharacterized. Lineage: Eukaryota; Fungi; Ascomycota; Sordariomycetes; Diaporthales; Diaporthaceae. Bases 1 to 762 code for a protein of 253 amino acids. The record is from RefSeq and is a predicted model, not a curated record. The transcript has 2 exons.
AUGGGUCAUGUAGCUCCCCCCACAGGAGUUUCACUCCCCUCUUCCCUGGAUCAAGCCAGGAUACCUCGCCUUCCUGCGACCGCGUACUACAUCGCAGACUUCAUAAGUGAGGAGGAAGAGCGUCUCAUUUUGGAUAAGAUCUCGGGCGCACCGAAGCCCAGGUGGAAGCAACUCUCUCGUCGACGUUUACAAACGUGGCCGUCCGACCUGGUCCAAGACAGGCUCCUCGAAGCUCCUCUGCCAGCUUGGCUCGACGAGCCUGUUGUGUCGCGGCUGCUCUCAAUCCCUCCUGCCGCCGACAAGUCCGCUCAUCUCUUUGCGUCUAGCCCACACAAACGCCCAAACCAUGUUCUCAUCAACGAGUAUCCUCCAGGGGUGGGUAUCAUGGCGCACAAAGACGGGGCUGCCUACCAUCCAGUCGUCUGCACCGUCAGCCUAGGAGCCAGUCUUUGCCUCAACAUACACUCGAGCAAGGAGGAUGGUGCUCUUAACCCUGAACCAGCUUUCAGGAUUCUCCAGGAGCCUAGAAGCCUCCUCAUCACGACCGACGACCUGUACACCCAGUACCUCCAUGGCAUCGCAGAUAUUCAAGCCGACGUUGGUCUUUCGCCCGAGACUGUCAGCAACUGGGAUAUGCUCCGGGCGCCAGAGGAUUUUGCUAAUGGUGCCAAUCGACGUUCAAUCCGAACGAGCCUGACAUAUCGAGACGUUCUAAAGGUGUCGAAGCUCGGAAACAAUAUUGGCAAGUUUCUAAAGCGUUGA